Messenger RNA from Monopterus albus (swamp eel), 530 nucleotides. RefSeq names its product ring-box 1, E3 ubiquitin protein ligase (gene rbx1). Gene Ontology annotation, molecular function: zinc ion binding. Bases 70 to 396 code for a protein of 108 amino acids. The record is from RefSeq and is a predicted model, not a curated record. The transcript is spliced from 5 exons. Lineage: Eukaryota; Metazoa; Chordata; Actinopteri; Synbranchiformes; Synbranchidae.
AUACGCCGACGGAAGUUGCUGGAUUUCUUCCGGGUAAGUUCGUGGUCCCACUAAAUUUCACCGUUCAAGAUGGCAGCAGCUAUGGAUGUGGAUACGCCGAGUGGCUCAAACAGUGGAGCGAGCAAGAAGCGAUUUGAAGUAAAGAAGUGGAACGCUGUGGCACUGUGGGCCUGGGACAUUGUGGUGGAUAACUGUGCCAUCUGUCGAAACCACAUCAUGGAUCUCUGUAUAGAGUGCCAGGCCAACCAAGCUUCUGCAACCUCUGAGGAGUGCACUGUUGCCUGGGGUGUCUGCAAUCAUGCCUUCCAUUUCCACUGUAUUUCUCGUUGGCUGAAAACCAGACAGGUGUGCCCUCUGGACAACAGGGAGUGGGAGUUUCAGAAAUAUGGACACUAGCUGUUUUACUGUUGACCUCCUCAUUAGCUUCUACAAGCAACUGUCUCUCUCCUACUUGUAAUCCUAGUUGUUUUUUGCCCAUGUGUUUGUUUUGCUAUGUUGUAAGUAUACAAAUAAACAUGACUGUCACAAAA